UCGUGGGUGCUCCGUUGGAAAUCAAUGGCCACCAGAAGACGGGAGAUGUGUACAAGUGUCCGGUGACGCAGGGGAACUGCACGAAGCUCAACCUGGGAAGGGUCACCCUAUCCAACGUGUCCGAGCGGAAGGACAACAUGCGCCUCGGCCUGAGCCUAGCCACCAACCCCAAGGACAACAGCUUCUUGGCCUGCAGCCCCCUCUGGUCUCACGAGUGUGGAAGCUCCUACUACACCACAGGGAUGUGUUCGAGAGUGAACUCCAACUUCAGAUUCUCCAAGACCGUGGCCCCAGCUCUCCAAAGGUGCCAGACCUACAUGGACAUCGUCAUUGUCCUGGACGGCUCCAACAGCAUCUACCCCUGGGUGGAGGUCCAGCACUUCCUCAUCAACAUCCUGAAGAAGUUUUACAUCGGCCCCGGGCAGAUCCAGGUUGGAGUUGUUCAGUACGGAGAAGACGCCGUGCAUGAGUUCCACCUCAAUGACUACAGGUCUGUAAGAGACGUGGUGGAAGCUGCCAGCCACAUUGAGCAGAGGGGAGGAACAGAGACCCGGACGGCAUUUGGCAUAGAAUUUGCUCGUUCAGAAGCUUUCCAGAAGGGAGGAAGGAAAGGGGCCAAGAAGGUGAUGAUUGUCAUCACGGAUGGGGAGUCCCACGACAGCCCGGACCUGGAGAAGGUGAUCCAGCAAAGCGAGAGAGACAACGUGACCAGAUACGCUGUGGCCGUCCUGGGCUACUACAACCGCAGGGGGAUCAACCCAGAGACUUUCCUAAAUGAAAUCAAAUACAUCGCCAGUGACCCCGAUGACAAGCACUUCUUCAACGUGACGGAUGAGGCGGCCCUGAAGGACAUCGUCGAUGCGCUGGGGGACAGGAUCUUCAGCUUGGAAGGUGCGCCAUUCGGACAGAAGGGCACGGGUUCCGGGGGUCACAGCAGGUGA
Molecule: messenger RNA, 941 nt
Organism: Myotis davidii
Lineage: Eukaryota; Metazoa; Chordata; Mammalia; Chiroptera; Vespertilionidae
Product: integrin alpha-11-like
Exons: 7
Coding region: 138-941 (267 amino acids)
Source: RefSeq, a predicted model, not a curated record